Molecule: messenger RNA, 6893 nt
Organism: Acomys russatus (golden spiny mouse)
Lineage: Eukaryota; Metazoa; Chordata; Mammalia; Rodentia; Muridae
Gene: Col4a4
Product: collagen type IV alpha 4 chain
Cellular component (GO): collagen trimer
Molecular function (GO): extracellular matrix structural constituent
Source: RefSeq, a predicted model, not a curated record
AGGCGCGUGUCCAGUCUGCCGGCUAGCCUGCAGUUCUUUCUCUGCCUGGUGGUUCGUCAGGACACUGACUCCCAACUGUCUACCAGAGUCUUCUGGAAGAGCGGAGAAGGCUGGAGGAGCAUUUUGGGCACAGAAGUUAUCUGUGAGGGCACCAGUGCUCACGUUCUUCAUGAGGUGCUUUUUCAGAUGGACCAAGCCCUUGGUUACAGCCCCCUGGUCACUAAUAUUUAUUCUCUUUACCAUACAAUAUGAAUAUGGGAGUGGCAAGAAAUAUGGCAGCCCCUGUGGAGGACGAAACUGCUCUGUCUGCCAUUGUUUUCCUGAGAAGGGAUCUCGGGGUCAACCAGGUCCGCUGGGGCCACAGGGACCAAUAGGGCCGUUGGGACCCCCAGGACCCAUUGGGAUUCCAGGAGAAAAAGGAAUGAGAGGGGACAGUGGCCCGCCUGGACCAGCAGGAGAAAAAGGAGACAAGGGUCCAACUGGUGUCCCUGGAUUUCCAGGCUUGGAUGGCGCUCCUGGUUACCCAGGGCCUCCUGGACCCCGAGGCAAACCUGGCAAGGAUGGCUACAAUGGCUCAAGAGGUGAUCCUGGAUUUCCAGGAGAAAGAGGAGCUCCUGGCCCAGGAGGCCCCCCUGGUCAUCCUGGGGAAAAUGGAGAAAAGGGAAGGUCGGUGGUCAUUUUAGGUGGCUUUAAAGGUAUUCAGGGAGACCGUGGGGACCCAGGACUGCCCGGCAUGCCAGGACCUAGGGGUGCACAGGGAUCAACAGGGCCCAUGGGAUAUGCUGGUGCACCAGGGCUACCAGGGCCUAUAGGUCAUCCUGGAAGCCCUGGGUUGAAGGGAAAUCCUGCUUUGGGUCUGAAAGGGCAAAAGGGAGCCCCGGGUGAAGUUGGCCAGCAUGGUCCUCAGGGGCCCACCCUGUUUAUCCAGUCACCUGAUUGGAUUCUUUAUAAAGGAGAAAAGGGUAUCAAAGGAAUUCCCGGAAUGAUUGGAUCUCCGGGGCCUCCAGGACGCAAGGGAGAGCCCGGCAUCGGGACAAAAGGAGAGAAAGGUAUUCCUGGGUUCCCAGGACCCCGGGGUGAGCCUGGUUCCCAUGGAUCUCCAGGUUUUCCAGGAUUCCAGGGAGAAAAAGGAGUGGCUGGAGAACCCGGGCUCUUCGGAUUUCUUGGUCCAAAGGGGGAUCCUGGAGAUCGCGGAUACCCAGGACCACCGGGCUUUUUGGUAACUCCACCUCCUCCACUCAAAGGUCCUCCAGGGGACCCAGGGCCCCCAGGCCGCUAUGGAGAAAUUGGAGAUGUUGGACUACUGGGGCCCCCGGGGCCCCCAGGCAGACCAGGGGAAACUUGUCCAGGCAUGGUGGGACCUCCUGGGUUGCCAGGGCUUCCUGGUCCCCCAGGAUUUCCAGGGGAUGCUGGUGUUCCUGGAAGACUCAACUGUGCCCCAGGAAAGCCAGGGAGGCCAGGAGCACCUGGACUACCUGGAGCACCAGGACCACAGGGACCCCCUGGAUCAGAUGUGACGUAUUGUAGCCCUGGGUGCCCUGGACCAAUGGGAGAAAAGGGAAAAAUGGGUCCCCCAGGAAGAAGUGGAGCCAAAGGAGAAAAAGGAAAUAAAGGACUCUGUGCCUGUCCACCUGGUCCCAUGGGACCCCCUGGCCCUCCAGGACUACCCGGAAGACAAGGAAGUAAAGGAGACUUAGGGCUUCCUGGCUGGCAUGGGGAAAAGGGUGAUCCAGGCCCGCCUGGUGCUGAAGGACCUCCAGGGCCACCAGGGAAGCCUGGUGCCUUGGGACCCCCUGGCCACAAAGGGGCAAAGGGUGACAUGGUGUUGUCAAGAGUGAAAGGGCAAAAAGGAAAAAAAGGACUUGAUGGGCCACCAGGAUUUCCAGGGCCACAAGGACAAGAUGGUCAGGAUGGACGUGCUGGAGAAAGAGGGGAUGCCGGGCCUCCAGGGGACCAUAAGGAUGCAGUCCCAGGUGAGAGAGGACUUCCCGGACUGCCAGGCCCUCCAGGGAAAACAGGACCUGCAGGGCCUCCAGGCCUGGGAUUUCCAGGCCUACCAGGAGAGAGAGGCCUACCAGGAGAGCCGGGGAGGCCAGGCAUGAGGGGCUUUGACGGCAUGAAGGGGCAGAAAGGUGACACCACUUCCUUUAACAUAAGCUACCCAGGGAAACCAGGUCCGCCAGGUUCUGAUGGACCUCCAGGUCUGAAGGGGUUUCCAGGUCCUCCAGGUGCUCCUGGUAUGAGAUGUCCAGAUGGGCAGAAAGGCCGGCCAGGCAAAGCAGGAGUGCCUGGAGCUCCAGGUCCACCUGGUUUUCGUGGUGACAUGGGAGAUCCAGGCAUCAAAGGUGAAAAGGGGACCUCCCCUAUUGGACUCCCUGGCCCACCUGGGUCUCCUGGAAUGGAGGGCCAGAAAGGAAUCCCAGGAGAUCCUGCAUUUGGUGACCCAGGACCCCCUGGUGAUAGGGGUCUUCCAGGAGAACCAGGCAUGAAAGGAUUCAAAGGUUACCCAGGAUGCCCAGGGGCUAAAGGGCCUCCUGGCAUCCCCGGAUCUCCAGGUAUCAAAGGUCCCAAAGGUAGAGAGGGACGUCCUGGGUUUCCAGGAAUCCCAGGCUCCCCUGGGCAUUUCUGUGAAAGAGGUGCUCCAGGGAUCCCAGGAGAACCAGGACUUCCUGGAGCUCCAGGUAGUCCAGGCGCCCCAGGUUGGAAAGGUCCACCAGGAGAUAUGGGGCCUUCUGGACCAGCUGGGAUGAAGGGCCUCCCUGGACUCCCAGGCCUACCAGGAGCAGAUGGUCUCCGAGGCCCUCCUGGGAUUCCAGGCCCAGUAGGGGAAGAUGGCCCAACUGGCUUUCCAGGCCUAAAGGGACUCCCAGGGCUGCCUGGCUUCCCUGGUUUUCCAGGAGAGAGAGGAAAGCCAGGCCCAGAUGGGCAACCUGGAAGAAAGGGAGACACCGGAGAGAAAGGCUGGCCUGGCUCGCAGGGAGACCUGGGGGAGAGAGGUGCCAAAGGAGACAGAGGCCCUCCUGGCGAUGCAGGAGAAACAGCCAUCGUUUCCAGGAAGGGAGAACCCGGGGAUGCUGGGCCUCCAGGAGAUCAUGGGUUCCCGGGAAGAAGAGGUGAUAAAGGAAGCCCGGGGAUGCACGGUGAAAGAGGAGAUCCUGGAAGAAAUGGACCACCUGGACUCCACAGAGGGCAGCCUGGGAUAAACGGGCCCCCUGGGUCUCCUGGCCCCGCUGGGCCUCCAGGAUCACCUGGACUAAGAGGAAUCAUUGGUUUUCCGGGAUUUCCAGGUGACCAGGGUGAUCCAGGUUCUCCAGGUCCCCCUGGAUUCUCAGGAGACGCUGGAGCAAGAGGACCAAAAGGAGACCAAGGUGAUCCUGCCAGUCAGUAUGGUCCACCUGGUCCAAAGGGUGAGCCAGGCAGCCCUGGAUACCAAGGACAUACUGGAGACCCCGGAGAGAAAGGCUUUCCUGGAGUUGAAGGACCCCGGGGACCACCAGGCAGACCUGGACAGCCUGGCUCUUCUGGACCACCAGGGUAUCCAGGUGACCCAGGGAUGCCUGGGCUCAAGGGCCAUCCCGGAGAGGAAGUGGGAGACCCUGGGCCAAGAGGUUACGCAGGAGAUCUAGGGAGGCCAGGUCCUCCUGGAGUAAAAGGGCCCCCAGGGUCUCCUGGCCUGAAUGGCUUGCAUGGUCUGAAAGGAGAAAAAGGAGCAAAAGGCACCUCAGGUUUGUUUGAAAUGGGUCCACCUGGGCCAAUAGGAAUGCCUGGGCUAAAAGGAGAGAGAGGUGACCCUGGAAGCCCAGGGAUUUCUCCCCCAGGCCUUCCUGGAGAAAAAGGCCUCCCAGGACCUCCAGGGAGACCAGGACUGCCUGGUCCCGCAGGUGCCCCAGGAAGAGCUGCUAAGGGUUACAUUCCUUAUCCAGGUCCACCUGGAGACUGGGGACCUCCUGGCCCUGAUGGUCCAAGAGGAGUACCUGGGCCUCCAGGUCCCCCUGGGAGUGUCGACCUUCUGAAAGGGGAUCCUGGUGACUGGGGUUUGCCGGGACUACCGGGCUCCCCAGGCCCACCAGGCCCUCCUGGGUGUCCAGGUGCCCCAGGAUGUGAUGGCAAAGAUGGCCAGAAAGGACCAAUGGGAUUCCCAGGGCCUCCGGGGCCACCUGGGCUUCCUGGGGCACCAGGAGAGAAGGGACUACCUGGACCUCCAGGCAGGAAAGGACCAAUAGGCCCUCCAGGCUGCAGAGGUGAACCCGGGCCUCCUGCAGAUGUAGAUGCCUGUCCUCAAAUCCCAGGACUUCCUGGAGUGCCAGGCCCAAGAGGACCAGAAGGAGCUAUGGGGGUCCCUGGACAGAGAGGCCCCCCUGGAGCAGGGUGCAAAGGAGAGCCUGGGCUGGAUGGCAGGAGAGGUCAGGAUGGCAUCCCUGGACCCCCCGGGCCACCGGGACGCAAAGGUGACAAAGGAGAGGCCGGCUGUCCUGGAGCACCAGGCCCUCCUGGUCCAAUUGGUGAUCCUGGGCCCAAGGGGUUUGGCCCUGGAUACCUCAGUGGCUUCCUCCUUGUUCUCCACAGUCAGACAGAUCAAGAACCGGCCUGCCCUGUGGGCAUGCCCCAGCUUUGGACAGGGUACAGCCUGUUAUACAUGGAAGGACAGGAGAAGGCACACAAUCAAGAUCUUGGUUUGGCUGGGUCUUGUCUUCCUAUGUUUAGCACUCUGCCCUUUGCCUACUGCAACAUCCACCAAGUGUGCCACUAUGCCCAGAGAAAUGACAGGUCCUACUGGCUGUCCAGUGCAGCUCCUCUUCCUAUGAUGCCGCUCUCAGAGGAAGAGAUCCGCCCUUACAUCAGUCGCUGUGCUGUGUGUGAGGCCCCAGCACAGGCGGUGGCUGUCCAUAGUCAGGACCAGUCUAUCCCACCGUGCCCACGAACGUGGAGGAGCCUCUGGAUUGGGUACUCAUUUCUGAUGCACACUGGAGCUGGGGACCAAGGAGGAGGGCAGGCACUCAUGUCACCUGGCAGCUGCCUAGAGGACUUCAGAGCUGCGCCAUUCCUUGAGUGCCAGGGCCGGCAGGGAACAUGUCACUUUUUUGCAAACAAGUACAGCUUCUGGCUGACCACGGUGAACCCAGACCAGCAGUUUUCCUCUGGCCCGUCACCAGACACCUUGAAAGAAGGUCAGGCCCAGCGCCAGAAAAUCAGCAGGUGCCAGGUCUGCAUGAAGUACAGCUAGAGAAAUGACAACAUGUCAACAGGCGUCAAGAGAGGUGGCCCAUGGAGGAAAAGUUUUCCCAGCCAUCCCAGCAAAUUCAGUGGUGCUCUCUCAAGACCCCUUCAGCCAUGCCUUAUCUCAGCGUGGUUCUUCCCAGCAGCCUCCUUGCCCUCUGUACAGAGCAAGCAAAUGCUGCACACGUGGAUUUGUUUGGUCCCCACUGAUCUAGACGAAACUCCCACAUUCUCCUCUUACUGAGAUGAUGGAAGAACAGGCUUUACUUGAACAUAUGUUAAUUCCAAGAAAAGCAAGUGACUGAGAAAGACCAGAUUAUAAACAACUGCAAACUUCAUUCAUCGGAUGAUAGUGUCUCAAACAACUGAAGUCAAUUAUUCUGUAAUCCGUUGGGCUCCUGGCUAGAUUUUACAGGAAAAACUAUAAAUAGGCCAACACAUGAAGCUACAAAGUAGAGAUUUUCAAUGUCUCAAAAUGAUUUUCUCUAUAAUCUAUUUUUUAACCAUGCACUUUAAAUAAUUGUGAGACCAUGGCCCAAAGAGGUUUUUCAAAGGGAGGAAGAAAAGAAAAACAACCUCUCUACAUUGCCAGCAUUAGCAGUUCAUUUCAAAGCAGAAUGAGUCAUUAUGCCUGGAAGGCCUGCAGUCCUGUAUUCCAGAGCGUCGACAUUAGCAUAAACACUUCACAGAUGAAUAUAAAACAUUAUGUUCUCUCUACAUUUUACAGAGAAUGGAAAUGCCUACUUUGGCAACCCUUUUGAAAAGUAGCAAUUAUAGAAAAAAUAUAUUCAAUAAGGGAUUAGGGUCCUAAAAGCUAUUAAUGAAUAUUAAGGUAGUGAUUCACAAAAAUUGACUCCCCAUCCCAGGGAACUUGCAAACAGACCACUUUGCCCCAGUCGGGGGGCCAGCGUGUCCUCCUGCUAAUGGCACUGAAGCCACAUGGGGCUUACUCCGGCAAGUGAGGAGAGGCUGGUACAAAGCCACUUGCUCUUUUCCCUAGGAGAAUCUGCAAGGCUCCUCCUCCAUAUGGAUAAUGGCAACUCACUCUGGAGGUGACAGGGCUAUCAUUAUGCACUUGGGAGAAAAAUUAAGGGCUGGCUUAAUUAAAGUUAGGUAAGAAGGUUCAUUUAUGUCAGGGUCACCCUACCAGGAAGGCAUGGGGCUUUUUUGAACAGAAACAAAGAUGCUAUCCAAUCUGAAUUUCGCAUUCUCAUGAUUUUUUUUUAAAUGGGAGCAUCUGUCUCACCAAUUUUCAAACAUUCUUUAUAUUGUGUUAGCAUCAUGGCAAGACAGCUGUUUGACACUGGCACUUAGCAGCUACCAUGCUCGGAUAGGAUCCAUGUCAAUUUGCAGUGACUUUUCCGCACAUGAAAAGGUUUGCUGGCUACCAAGUCAGGGAUCGGUACAAACCACACAUGGAAAGGUUUGCUAGAAAAGUCUUUUUUCUUUGAAACUCACCUUCCUAGGCUGAAGUAAAAUUGUAAUUUUAAUGGAAAUAAAAGACUCCCCACCUGAGAGAUACGUAUGUCAGAGCUCACUUUUCAGUGCACUUAAAAAUUGAAAGAAAAACUCAACUAAAAUUCAUUUCUGGGGCUAGAGAGGUGGCUCUGUGGUUGAGAGUAUUUACUGCCCUUGCUGAGGAUCUGAAUUUGGUUCCUGGCACCCAGGACAGGUGG